This is a messenger RNA of Symbiodinium necroappetens, 1047 nucleotides long. Lineage: Eukaryota; Dinophyceae; Suessiales; Symbiodiniaceae. The record is from the annotation of a GenBank genome assembly.
AUGAAUGGUGACCGGUUGCCGCCGCCGCCCUGGUCAGAGCAGAAGUAUCCGAAUCUGCCUCAGGUGCCAAAGUUUGCACCGGUAGAUUCUUGGGUCGCCUUCGAGAAUGCAGCAGCCGAGACGACGGCGAGGAUCCGCUCUGGACUGAGUCUGCCAUCCUCACCUGAUGCCAAGGGAGGGAGCUCACGAGCGCGCCGCCGCUACGGCAGCGAGCCGCCCCCGUCCCCUGGCAUGCGCUGGCCCGGCUUCUCGCCCCGAGCACGACUCUGGCGCCUCCCCCCUGUGAUCCAGCAGCUCGAUCAGUCGUCUCGGCUGGCAGGGGUGGAGCUCCCGCAGCCACCUCUACCGCCAGUGGCAGGCGAGUUGCGGCUGCGCUUGGAGGCUUUGGAGCAACUGCACCGAGAGAGUCGGGAGCAGAAGACUUCGAGCCUGGCACUGGAGCUCGAGAAGACUCGAAGUGCCUACCUGGUGAUCCAGACAGAGCUCGAGCAAAAGUCUGAGCAGCAGGCUCUCCUCGAGAGGGAAAUUGCUGACCUGAGGCUGGAGAUCGAUAGGGUGGGUCAGGAUAAAGACGGUCUGCAACAGGCUUUGGAGCUUCUGGAAGAAUCGAAAUCCCAAGCUCUUCAAGAGCGGAGUCACUUGGAAGAGGAGUGCCGGCGCCUCUCGGAAGCUCUGAAGGCAUCCGAGAGAAAAGAGCGGCAGCUCGAGAGAUCAAAAUCUCAGAGUAAGGAGCUCCUAGAGCAGAAGGAAAGGCAGCUCAAGCAGCUGCAAUCAGAUUCUCGCAGCCUUAAGGCCACUCUUGCAGAGCGGGAAAGAGCGGAACAGGCGGGUCGGGAGGCCCAGAAUCAUCAAACAAAACUGGUGGCCCAAAAGCAGCGAGAGAUCGACCAGCUCACGGAAGAGAACCGGCUCCUGCGCGUGGAGUUGGAAGGCUUCGAGGAAGAGCGGUCCCGAGUUGUCGUGCUUGAGCGAAACACCCGCCAGUCACAGGAGGAACUCAGACAAUCGCAGGAAGAGCUCAGACAGUCCGAGGAGCACCGCCAGGUG